UGCAACCACUCACUCACUCACUCACUCCUCACUCACUGCGACUCCCUGCCCUCCUGGCCCCCCGUCAACGCAGACCCUGGCAGAGAAGGACUGCGCUGAACAAUCCAUCAAAGCGCACAACCAGCGCAUCCCCAUCAAGCCUACCUUCACUUCCCAGACAGCACACACGGAGAUCCCGUCUACAAGAUAACGUGUCAUCCAACAUAAACCCCUACACAAAUCCCUAGGUAUACAGGCCUCUGGAAGACCGCGCAUCAAAGCGCGCCACCAUGUCUGCCUUGGAUGACCUCGUCUUUGUCCUCUGGGGCAGAUUCACAGGCACAACCCAUGCUGCUCUAACACAGCGCAUCAUCUCACAUGGCGGUCUCAUCGAGAAGGACUUGGACCUCGCAACACACUUACUCUGUGACGCACCAGGAUCUCGACUACAAGAAGCCGAAGCAUUUCAAGCAGACGGUGGAACAUGGGUAGAUCUAGCAUGGCUUGAAGAACGACUCAAACCACGACGUACAACCAGGCGAUCGUCGCAAGAUACACUCCUUCCACCCACCAAGUCUGUCAAGUCUACAAAAUUGUCACUGGCACCAUCAAGCCAUGUGCAAGCUGGAUCGAGUAGUACGGCGACUGCUGCUGCUGCCGCAAGCUCAACAACGACUCCACACUCGAAUGUCUCGUCGCUUCGUCCAACAGCACCACCCUUCACACCAGCAACCCUCAAAACAACCGCCAAGAAACGUCGUGCAUCAGUUAGUCUCUCACCCCUCCUAUCCUUCUUCACAAAAGGACCUGCCUCGCCACAACCCACCACUGCACCAUCGCGAAAGAAACGCAAGACCGAUAACGUCCUACACGAUACAGGCGUACCAUCAACGCAGUCCCUUGGUCUAGUCGAUUUGACGGCAGAUGAUGUGGAUGGACCGCUGGAUGAUUGUAUUGUCCCACUCGACGAGUUGUACCUUGGUUCCGCGCAGGAUCAGGUAUUGAUUGAUGAAGGUGGUAUCUGGGAUGCCAUGCUCAACCAGACCGAUAUUGCUUCCAACAAGAACAAGUACUACGCCAUCCAGAUCAUCAAGCGUGCAUCCAACACACAAGGUGGCUUUGCCGUCUUUAGUCGCUGGGGCAGAGUUGGCAUCAGAGGUCAAUCACAGCUACACACCUGCUACUCAGUAGAAGAAGCGAAAGACUUUUUCCGUCGAAAAUUCAAGGAAAAAACACGCAUUGCAUGGGCAGAUCGUCAUGUUCCCCUUCACUUCCAAGCUGCAAAUCGAUACGUCUUCAUCUCUCGAGAAUACCAACGCAAAUCUGCAGCAUCUGCACCGAAUAGCCCUGAAAAGAAACGAGGCGCUCUUGCUGCUGCUCAAUCAAAACUCAACCCUGCAGUACAAUCGCUCUUGACGUUAUUGUUUGAUGUCGGUCGAAUGGAGGAGGAGAUGCGUGAACAAGGUGUGAAUAUCCAAGAACUCCCACUCGGUCGUCUCACAAAACAACAAAUCCGUAAAGGUUUCUUGGUCCUUGCUGAAAUCAGCGAUGAAAUCAUCAAGGCAAAACCAAACGAAACGGACUUGCUCAAUUUGUCGAGUCGUUUUUACAGUCAGAUUCCACAUCGCGCAAAAGGGACCGCUCGACCGGCUGUGAUUCGUACGGCUGCGUGUGUGAAGAAGAAGUUGUCGUUGCUGCAAUCACUUGAAGAUUUACGCGUUGGUACGGAUUUAUUGGAGGAGAAGAUGGAUGAAGCCACGACGUUACCGGUGCAUAGGUUGGAUGCCAACUAUGAGAAACUCAAGUGCAAGAUUGAUCCACUCCCAGCAACGGAUAUUCGGUACAAGAUGAUUCAACAGUAUGUUGAUUUCACGCACAACGGCGUCCUACCAGAUUGGGGUACCUCUCACAAGAUUCAAGUGGAUGCUAUUUUUUCACUACAAUCAGAAUUGGAUGCACGAUUCAUGCCAUUCUCACGCGAACCCAAUCGUCAGCUCUUGUGGCAUUGUUCGCGUAUUGGCAAUUUCACGGGUAUCUUAUCAAAAGGCUUACGUAUUGCACCAAAAGAAGCACCUUCCUCUGGAUUUCGUCUCGGCAAGGGCAUCUACUUCACCAAUACAUUACAAAAAGCUCAACAAUACUGCUAUGCAUCCUCCUAUCCCUCAGAUCAAUGCAUGUUGUUGUGUGAAGUGGCCUUGGGCGAGUCUCAACGUCGUUUGUAUGAUGACUACACGGCAUCGUCACUUGAGGCUGGGAAAUCAUCCACAUGGGGAGUCGGUGUCACGCAGCAUGAUGAAGCUGAUCAUGUCACCAUGGAAGAUGGUGUCCUGGUACCCAUGGGAAAGAGUAUCAUGGCUGCUGAGUUUGGAGAAAUGGAGUGCAGUGCAUUUACAUGGAACGAAUUGGUCGUGUAUGAUGUGGCGCGUGUCAGGCCACGGUUUCUGCUCAAAACGACGUUCCUCAAGGUUUGACGCAUUGAGCGAUUGAGCCUUGGCAUUGAGA
Messenger RNA from Protomyces lactucae-debilis, 2481 nucleotides. Its product is annotated as poly polymerase catalytic domain-containing protein. The coding region runs from base 270 to 2450 and encodes 726 amino acids. The record is from RefSeq and is a predicted model, not a curated record. NCBI's taxonomy places the organism in Eukaryota, Fungi, Ascomycota, Taphrinomycetes, Taphrinales, Protomycetaceae. The transcript has 3 exons. Gene Ontology annotation, molecular function: NAD+ poly-ADP-ribosyltransferase activity.